This is a messenger RNA of Oreochromis aureus, 2696 nucleotides long. Its product is annotated as toll-like receptor 1. Gene Ontology annotation, biological process: toll-like receptor signaling pathway; inflammatory response; immune response. Gene Ontology annotation, molecular function: transmembrane signaling receptor activity; protein binding. The transcript has 2 exons. The record is from RefSeq and is a predicted model, not a curated record. Gene Ontology annotation, cellular component: membrane. Bases 118 to 2571 code for a protein of 817 amino acids. NCBI's taxonomy places the organism in Eukaryota, Metazoa, Chordata, Actinopteri, Cichliformes, Cichlidae.
UUUGUUUGACUGAUUUCCAUUUCUUUUCCCAUAUAGAGAUUUUGAACCAUUGUGACUCUGAUAUUUUUGGUGCUUGAGACUUUAAAACGUGACCAUCAGACGGCAACACAGGUUACAAUGAGGGUCACAGCAGCCGUACUCUGGACAGCAGCCGUGUUGGUGGGACUUCAGAAGAGCGCUUCAUCACCUGACAACUUUGUAGACCGAUCAUCCCAAAACCUCUCCUCUGUCCCAACUGACCUGCCACAGACGACUGAGUUUUUAGACCUCUCUCGCAACUACAUACAUCAGCUUCACAAUGGAGACUUUGAAAAGACCACUCACCUUAGGUUCCUGAAUGUGUCAUGGAACGGUUUGGAGGAGAUCGAUCCACAGACUUUUCUUGACACGCCUCUCCUGGAACAUCUGGACUUGUCGCACAACAAUCUCAAGAACCUCUCAGGUCAACAAUACCUGCUACACACAGUGAACCUCCUGAUGCUAAACUUGGCCUUUAACAGAUUUCUUACCAUGACAUUGGGGAGUGAGUUCAGCUCUCUUGUAAAACUGGAGAGAUUAAAAGUUGGAGCAAAAAACAUCAGUGUGGGUGACUUCAAGAACAUUGCUAAGGUGAAACUACGCACAUUGACGUUAUUACUAGAGGAUGGACUUUAUUAUGAAGCAGGCAGCCUGGAGGAUGUUCAUGCUCAAAGGCUGCAGAUAGCCUUUGGACAUGAUCAGAAAAUUGACCGUAAUCUGACUGCUGAUGCUCUGUCCCUGUUUGCUGAAGUGGAGAUGAUGAAUAUGGAAGAUGGCUACAGAGACCUAAGUAAGCAGCUAAGAGAGACAGUGAAAAUCCACACGACAAGUUUUUAUCUCACCAACAUAACAAUUAAAUGGCAGGACUUAACUGAAUAUGUAAAUGUGGCUCUAAAUACAACUUUGAAACAUGUUGGUGUUUCUGAAAUGAAUGUAAAGAAUCCUCCUCACUACACAACUGAAGUGAUCAAAACAUCACAGGUGAUUUCUUUCACAGCCAGACAGGCAGUGGUAACAAGUUUCCAAUUCUCACAGGAGGCUUUAUACAACUUUUUCAUCAGCAUGCCAGUGGAGAGAGUUGCGAUUACUGACACAUCAAUAAUACACAUGACCUGUCCCAAGUCACAGAGUCCAAUACGCCAGCUGGAUUUUUCCUUUGGUGCUCUGUCUGAUUCCAUCUUCUCAAGUGUGGUGGGUAAAAAAGUAGUUGAAUGUCAGAACCUGCAUAACCUGAAGAACUUGACUCUGGUAGGCAACAGUCUUAAAAAACUUGAGAUACUGAGCAAACGUUUUCAAUAUAUGUCAUCCCUGCAACAUCUGGACCUCAGCGUCAACUCCAUAAGAUAUGACCAGUCAUCCCAGUGCAUCUGGCCAGCAAGCAUCACCAAUAUAAAUCUGUCUUCUAAUAGUUUGACUGACUCGGUUUUUCAAUGUCUACCAAAUGGGACACAGAUACUGGACCUCCAGAACAACCAGAUUUCUGUGGUUCCGCAAUCCAUCUUCAAACUGAGGAACCUUUCAACUCUGAAUCUAAAUGCUAACCGGCUGCGGGACCUGCCGCUGUGUCACACUUUCCCCAAACUCCACAAGCUUCUGCUCAGGUCAAAUUCUCUCCAUGCCCCAUCUGUGAACAUAUUGGAAAGCUGUCCCGAACUGCGUACCCUAGAUGUCAGUUUUAACCCCUUCACCUGUACCUGCACUCUAACAAGUUUCAUAAAGCUCGCUAUCAAUUCUGAAAAGAACAACAGCCAAUCAGGAAUUGAGCUGCUGAAUUGGCCACAGGGCUAUUACUGCACAUACCCCGAGGACGUUAGAAACUCAACUUUAAGAAGCAUCUCGAUCCCAGAGGUUUCCUGCAGCAUUGGCCUUCUAGUGGUCGCAAUUUUGGUCCCAGCAGGGACACUGAUUAUUUUUGUUGUAAUUCUGUGUCACCGUUUGGAUGUCCCCUGGUACAUGGGCAUGAUCUGGCAGUGGACAAGAGCCAAACAUCGUGCAAGAAUGCAACAAGCUCGACCCGAAGAUCUGGUGGGCCUGGAGUUCCACGCGUUUGUGUCUUACAGCCAGCACGAUGCUGACUGGGUGCGCAAUUCCCUUCUUCCCAACCUUGAAGGCCCCGCAGGAGGGCUUAGAAUCUGUCAUCACGAGAAACAUUUUGUGCCGGGAAAGACGAUCAUUGAGAACAUCAUCAGCUGUGUGGAGAAAUGCAGGCGCUCUGUGUUUGUCCUCUCUGCUCACUUUGUCAAGAGCGAGUGGUGUCAUUACGAGCUCUACUUCGCCACCCACCAACGUCUCACUCUGGGCUCAGACAGCAUUGUGCUGGUACUGCUUGAGCCUCUGCCUCAAUACCUAAUCCCAUCCAAGUACUACCAGCUGAAGUCCAUGAUGAACCGCCACACAUAUCUGGAGUGGCCUCAAGACAGGGCAAAACAAAGGUUAUUCUGGGCUAACCUCAGAGCUGCCCUACAGACUGACCUGCCAAAUGCUCCAGUCACACAAGUACAGGACCAUUUGGCAGAGGAAAGACUUGAAGAGGGACAGAGGUUAAUAGGGUAAAAAAGGGCUACAAAAGCAUUUGGAUACACUAGAAAUACGUCAUAGCUACCCUGAAUCUUUAAAGACCGGGCACCUUUUAGGGUUAAUUUAUCUCAUUAAUUUAAUUAGCAUUUAAUGACCAUCUG